AUGGACGAAGCGAAAGAGAUGAAGUCCUCGUCCGAGAUAGAGCGACGUAUGUUCUUCCUAAACGUCCGACAAUCAUUGGAUAUUGACAGAAGCACUUCAGAAAUCACCACACAGGAAGGCGUGGUUCAAGACCUCAGCCACCAUCUUGUGGGUCUCGACUUACAACCCGAAGAUGCGCGAAACAUGUCCAAGCUGGAGAUCGUCUCUGCCGGUUGGGUCAUUUCCAACAGCUGGGCGGGUAUUGCAGCGACAUUUGCUCUUGCCGUCAGUCAAGGCGGUCCGGUCACUCUAGUCUAUGGGCCGAUCAUCAUUUUCGUGCUGGUCGGACUCUGCGCGUUGACAUUGGGAGAGCUAGCGAGUGUGUAUCCCACAGCUGGAGGCCAGUAUCAUUGGACCAGCAUCUUGGCGCCGAAGAGCUGGAGUCGGGAGCUGAGUUACUGUUGCGGUGCGACGAACGUAUUUGCAUGGAUUGCACUCUGCGCUGGGGUGGCUAUUAUCUUUCCACAGCUGGUCAUAGGCAUGGCCAUCUUCUAUAACCCUUCGUAUGCGCCGAAACCGUGGCACGCAUUCCUGCUAUAUCAAGCAGCAAAUACCCUGGUUCUCUUGUACAACAUCUACGUCCUCAAGCGAACGAUGUGGAUCCAUGAUGUUGGCUUCUUCCUCUCCAUUACCAGCUUGACGAUGAUUGUCAUUGUUAGUCUUGCUCGCACUGGUCCACACUACCAAUCGUCAGAGUUCGUGUGGACCACGUUCGUGAACGAGAGCGGGUGGGUCGAUGGUAUCGCCUUCUUGACAGGCCUCAUCAAUCCGACAUAUAUGUAUGCUGGCAUUGAUGGCGCGAUACACCUAGCUGAAGAGUGCAAAAACGCUGCUGUGGUGGUGCCGCGCGCUCUACUGAGCACGAUAUCCAUCGGCUUCGUGACGUCGUUUGUCCUUGCAAUAGUGAUGCUGUACUGCACGAAUGAUCUGCAAUCUGUUGUCUCGACAGCAACCGGUGUGCCGAUAUACGAGAUUUGGCGCCAAAGCACACGGUCGGACGCGGCAGCCACCGCGUUCAUCGUGUCGCUCACGGUGAUGGUACUAAUAGCGCUCAAUGGAAGUCACCAAACUGCUUCCCGUCUGACGUGGUCGUUUGCACGCGACAACGCAAUCUUUGGUAGUCGGUGGCUGAACAAGAUGAGUCCGAAACAGCAAGUUCCUAUCGCCGCUCUGCUGUUCAACUUUGCCAUCAUGUUCAUCAUUGGAUGUAUCUAUCUAGGCUCAACGUCAGCUUUUAAUUCCUUCAUUGGCACAGGGCUGAUCCUACAGCACGUCACAUACGCCUUUCCCGCGGCACUGCUUAUAUAUCGGAGAAGAUCCUCGACUUGGUUGCCGCAAACUCGUUACGUCAAUCCUCCAUCGGUGGUAGGCUGGACGGCAAAUAUCGUGACUGUGAUGUUUGCCGUCUUCGUUCUCGUCUUCUAUUGCUUCCCUGUUGCCAAGCCUGUCACGGGAAGCAGCAUGAACUAUGCGAGCGUUGUGAUUGGGGUAAUGGGGUUGUUCGCAGGCUUGAAUUGGUUCUGCCAUGCUAAGAAGCAUUAUUCCGGGCCGCGGCUGGACUUAAUCGAGUAG
This is a messenger RNA of Parastagonospora nodorum SN15, 1611 nucleotides long. RefSeq lists its product as hypothetical. The record is from RefSeq and is a predicted model, not a curated record. Gene Ontology annotation, cellular component: membrane. NCBI's taxonomy places the organism in Eukaryota, Fungi, Ascomycota, Dothideomycetes, Pleosporales, Phaeosphaeriaceae. Gene Ontology annotation, biological process: transmembrane transport. Gene Ontology annotation, molecular function: transmembrane transporter activity. The transcript has 5 exons. Bases 1 to 1611 code for a protein of 536 amino acids.